AUGUACGUGAAAAGGUUUUCAAGAAAUUAUCAACUCAUGCUGAAAUGUCUAAGCGCAAAGACGGGGCCUAGUAUCCUGACAAUGUAUUUGCAAAAGAAUACGGGAGCAAACUGUCAAGAACUUAUAUUGUCCACUAACGAAGCGUUACUGGGGUACAGAUUUGUCCACAACUUUGUUUCUGCGGGGUCAAAAUCAAAUUUAUCUCUUUAUAAUAAUUCAAGUCUUUCUAUCGGAUCAGAAUUGUGGUGUGCUUUGCUGAAUUUAAGCCCUGGAUGCUCUACAACUUUAAGGUACUGCUCUCAUGCUACAAACACAGGGAAACCCUUAAUAUUCACUUUAUCCCUCAACCCGUUGUACGGGCAUGUUUCUUCUACCUAUUCCAUUAAAACCCAUGAAAAUUUGACCUUCUCUACCAAGUAUGAUUUCAAUAUUUACUCCAUUCAAUCUAAUCUAACCCUAGGUAUGGAGCUUUGGAAAUAUAGAUUCGGCCAGAGGGGAAAAAAUGUACAACAGCAGGAACAAGAUCAAUUGGGAUCAGAACAGGCUCUAGCUUCGGAAAGCAUAGAUGACUGGUCCCAGAUAACAACACACGACAAAACCCCGAUGUACUACCAUCUCUUGAGCCAAACAGAAAAAUCAUCUCAUUCAUCACAAAAACUCCUACAAGACCUAAACCUGACUUUUCAAUCUUCUUUACAAAAAAUUGACAAAGAACGCGAAGUCAUCGAAAGCUUUAAUGACAGGUAUAAUGAAGCUGACUUUACCCAAGUCUUCAAAGCGAGUACGUCGCUGCGUGAUAGAAGCUUGCGCUUUCUUUGGGAAGGAAAAAUCAAGGGCUUUUUAAUUUCUGCAGGUGUAGAACUUACUCAACCGCCAGAAAUUGCGAUCAAUGGACUAGAUUCCUUGGAACAUCAGAAUUGGACGUUAAUCAGCCCCUCAAAGUUUGGUAUUCAACUCCAAUACUCUGCCUAG
Messenger RNA from Kluyveromyces marxianus DMKU3-1042, 972 nucleotides. It is a transcript of the gene MDM10, whose product is annotated as Mdm10p. Gene Ontology annotation, cellular component: SAM complex; ERMES complex. Gene Ontology annotation, biological process: mitochondrial outer membrane translocase complex assembly; establishment of mitochondrion localization; phospholipid transport. The record is from RefSeq and is a predicted model, not a curated record. The transcript has a single exon. The coding region runs from base 1 to 972 and encodes 323 amino acids. NCBI's taxonomy places the organism in Eukaryota, Fungi, Ascomycota, Saccharomycetes, Saccharomycetales, Saccharomycetaceae.